Messenger RNA from Papilio polytes (common Mormon), 980 nucleotides. RefSeq names its product nucleoside diphosphate-linked moiety X motif 8, mitochondrial. Gene Ontology annotation, molecular function: coenzyme A diphosphatase activity. Bases 137 to 793 code for a protein of 218 amino acids. NCBI's taxonomy places the organism in Eukaryota, Metazoa, Arthropoda, Insecta, Lepidoptera, Papilionidae. The record is from RefSeq and is a predicted model, not a curated record. The transcript has a single exon.
GCCAACUUGCCAAAUUCAAUAUUAUCAGUCACCAGUGAUAAUAAAAUAUGCAAUGAUAAAAACAUUUCAGGAAGUAAACUUUGAACCUAUUAGAUAAGAAAUGUAUUCUGUAAGUAGACGGUUUUAAGAUCCCGUUAUGUCUUUGUCCCCUCAAGUAUUAUUGUCUAGCCUAGCUCGCGAACGAUGUGUCGCGAAUGUGAAGGAACUGCCAGGAUUUUUCUUCACUAAAGAAAAACCUAAAGACAAUGCCUCGGUUUUGGUGCCAUUAUGUGUGCAGAACGGUGAAGUAUACCUAUUAUAUACACUUCGUUCUUCAAACUUGAAAAAUCAUAGUGGACAAGUGUCAUUUCCUGGUGGAAAAAAGGAGGAAGGUGAAAGUGUAGUGGAAACGGCAUUACGAGAAACGGAAGAGGAAAUUGGCGUCCCUGCUAGCAAUAUAGACGUAUGGUGCGAAAUGCCACAAGUGCAGGGACGAAAUAAAGACAUGUUGAUCACACCCGUUGUUGGCGAAAUAAUUAACUUCGAUCCAACGGCGUUGCGGCGUAACUUUAAUGAAGUGGAAGAAAUAUUCACUGUGCCGAUAAAAGAGCUAUGUGAUAAAAGAAAUCAUGCGCAUCUCCGAUAUGAAAAACAUCCAAUACCAUUGUUCAUGUAUGAGAAACAUAAAGUGUGGGGUAUUACUGGACUAAUAACACAUUUAUUUUUGCAAUGUUUUUUACCCUCUGAAGUUUAUAAAGGUGACUUUUUAAGGAGAAAAUUUGAGUUGGAUGAAUUAAUGCCGUCAAAACUCUAACCCAAUGUUUAUCUAUAUUUAAAUAAAUAUAUAUUGUAUAUCUGGUUGUAUAUUGUAAACUAUUAUAUUUUGAAUUCAGAUACAUCUGAUAUAUUUUAUAUAAGCACAAGUGUAGUUAAAAAGUUGAAUGCUUUGUAUUAAAAUCUCACAUAUAUAAUUUUAUUGUAACAAAGUAUAAUGUACUGGA